Messenger RNA from Triticum dicoccoides, 4553 nucleotides. Its product is annotated as protein FAR1-RELATED SEQUENCE 1-like. NCBI's taxonomy places the organism in Eukaryota, Viridiplantae, Streptophyta, Magnoliopsida, Poales, Poaceae. The transcript is spliced from 9 exons. The record is from RefSeq and is a predicted model, not a curated record. Gene Ontology annotation, molecular function: zinc ion binding. Bases 2709 to 3896 code for a protein of 395 amino acids.
UCGCUUGCCGUUUCUAUACGAGGAUAGCUAUCUUUUUUAGAAGAUGGGGGAGCAGUUCCUUGGCGGACCGACGAACCAGGAGUCGCCGGCGAGUAGUGAAAACUGAGGCGAGGGAUUUCAUUGGAAUCGAGCUCAAGAGAAGCAGAAGAAAAUGGACAACGGGACGAGCGCCUCGUUGGUUAGCAGAGAUUGUGUGGUCACUUCUGAGCACCCAGUUCGUCUUCCACCGCUCACCGAAAUAGCAGAGACCAGCCACGAGUUGGAUUACUCCCCAAGCGAGGAGACUCAGAUCCAAGCAGAUCGUGUGAUGGAUGAAGAAGAGACAGGAGGUUCAACCAUGUGUGAAGGAGGAUGGGUCAGAAGGCCGAGGCAUGGACUAAUGCCAGAUGAAAGGAAGACCAAACCAGAUAGAGUUGCACCUUUGGAACAGGCUUUAAGAGGAUUUGCCACAAGCAGUGGCGGAGCUAGGAUUUGACAGCAGGGUGGUCCACCUCUAAAAUAUUGACAACAAAAAAAAUCAUGUGAAUGAGGUAACUAAUUUACCAAUAGCACGCACAAUUAAAUCAGUAAGUUCUCAAUUAAGUGCCAGUUUUGCAUAAAAGACGUUACAUAGCGCAUACCUUGAGAAGUUCAAAGAAGCAUAUCUCCAAAAAAGAGAAGCAAUGUCUCCGGUCCUCUCCAUUAUAUUCUUCAAUAACUCCACAAUAAUAAUUUGCAUUUUUUUCAGUUCAUAAUCAGUAAACUUAAAUUUGUAUUAUGUAGUCAAUUUGCAUGUUUCUGAACACAAAAUUUAGAUUAUAGCUUUGAGGUCCAAUAUAUCAAGAUAUUUCAAUUGUGCAACUUUCUUUCAGCAGUGCCAAGGACAAGCGAAAGGAAAACAUAUUGUUGUUUUCAUCAUCUACAUACAGUACAUCCAAACCUUCCUGAUUUGUAUCAUGUAGAAUUAGCUGUGGCUCCGGUGGGAGGAUGGGAGGUGCAGGAGCAGACCUAGGUCACCAAGACCGCGGGAGGAACCGGGGAAGACGAAGGCACACUACUCGUCGGGCGGUGCUCUGCCGGAGCCGAGGAAGACCGGUGUGGGAGCUCGAUUCACUACAGCACUGUGCUGAAUCGUCCAUGGAAAGCGUCAGAGAGACGAAGAGCUCGUUGGGCGGGGCGGGGCGAGGCUGGACGUGGCGGCUCCUGGCGCUGGCUGGAGGGGCCGGCGACGGCUACGAGCGACGGCGACUCGGCGAAACAAGUUGUUCGCGGCUGGAGGCGGAUCGGAACGCGUAGAGGUAGAUCAGAGAAUCGACUCGGGGACCAGGUUGGGCUCCUGACGACCAUCCAGUGUUAGUAAGCUAUUGCUAGGCCUUUUUUUUCCUCCAGCCCAUGAUCGAAUAUCCUAUCAUACUGCCCGACCCAAAGUUCCAGGGUGGGCCGCGGCCCACCCUGGACACCCUGUAGCUCCGCCCCUGGCCACAAGGAAGACAGAUGCUGUAGUGGCUCCUUCAUUUGGCUUGGUUUUUGAUUCUUUGGGUGAAGCUUAUGAUUUCUACAACCUAUAUUCUUGGGAACUAGGUUUUGUGAUCAGAUACGGCAAGAGCAGAACAAACGUCAAGGGUACAAAAUGCAUGCAAGAGCUCCUUUGUGCAUGUUCGGUAAGCUUCGUUCUCAGUAUUUUAAUGUUGGUUUCAUACCCAAAAAAAACAUUGUUCAUGAGAAUGAUUUAUAUAGGGUAAACCAAAGAAAACUAAUACCACAUCGUGCCGAUCGGAAUGCCCGGCCAUGUUACGACUUUUGAGAACUGCAGACCAGGGUUGGUUUAUAUGCGAGUACAGGCAUGUGCACAAUCACCCUAUGCUAUGAAAUUGUGCAGAGAAGCUACAUUUCCCAUCGCAUCGCCAUAUUGACAAAUACACCAGAGAGCUUGUGUCUCAACUUCGUGAGAAUAAUGUAAAUUUAAGCAAGGUUUACAGCAUAAUUGGGACGUUUUUUGGUAGAAUAGAAAAUGUUCCUUUCACUAAAAGGUGCCUAAGGACAUUGUGUGGAAAGAUAAGCAAGGAACAAGCUGAUGACGAUGUUAGGAAAACUAUGGAUUUGUUUUCAAAUUUAAAGGAAAGAGACAGUGAGUUCCAGUAUACCGCCCAAGUAGACAGCGAGAGUAGGAUAAGAACUAUUCUGUGGACUAAUGGACGUAGCAAGCUCCAGUAUCAUCAUUUUGGCGAUGUGGUUACAUUUGAUACAACAUACAAAACAAACUUGUAUGAUAUGCCUUUCGGUUUGUUUGUUGGAGUAAACAAUCACUUCCAGAGUGUACUUUAUGCUGGUGUUUUGAUGCGGGAUGAGAAAGUAGAAAGCUUUGAAUGGGUUUUCAGUGAAUUUGUAAAGAUGAUGGGUGGGAAGAAACCAGUUACAAUAUUAACAGAUCAGGCUAGAGCAAUGGAGGUUGCAAUUUGGAAUGUAUUCCCAGGAACAACACACAGAUGGUGUAAAUGGCAUGUCUUGAAAAAAGCAAAAGAGUCUCUAGGAAGCAAUUAUACAAGUCAGACUUCAGGACAUAAUUUCAUCGGCUUUGCGACGAAAUGCUUACAGUAGAAGUGUUUGAAAAAGGGUGGUCAGAAUUAAUUCGAUAGUAUGGGUUGGCGAGUAAUACCUUCCUAGCUCAAGUUUACGAGGUUAGGGACAAAUGGGCCAAGCCUUAUUCCAGUGGCAAAUUUUGUGCAAAAAUGACAAGCACGCAAAGGAGCGAGAGUGCAAACCACAUGCUUAAAAAUUAUGUCCCACCAGCUUGCCCAAUGAAUGUUUUCGUUAAGCAGUAUGGCAAGUUACAAUAUGACAGGGAACAGGAGGAAGGUUUUCAAGAGAAGAGAACAAGGCUGGGUGGGGCUGUUAUUAAAUCAAAUCUCCCAAUAGAGCGCUAUGCAAGCAAGAUUUAUACCAGAACAAUGUUUGAGAUGUUUGGAAGGGUCCUUUAUGUAGCUGGUUACUACAAUGUUGAAGAGUUAGAACCAAAAAAAAGAUAUGCCGCCAUACAUGGAGAUCCGGAGAAAAGGGAUCCAUGGUUCAAGAAUAAGUAUGAGGUGGUUAUAUCUGAUGACCAAACAAAGUACACUUGCGAGUGUGGAAGAUAUGAGCACAUGGGGAUGAUAUGCUGUCAUAUACUAAAGGUUAUGAUAAUACUUGAUGUGAAGAAAAUCCCUAAAGCACAUAUAAUGAAGAGAUGGACAGUAGAUGCUCGUGAUGUUUUGCCAGAUCAUAUAAAGCAUUACCAACGAGACAUGGGGCCACCUGAUGCAAUGACAUUCAGGCAUUCUGCCAUGUACAUAACUGCAUUGGAGAUUGUUCAUCUUGGCGACAGUAAUCCAGAUGCUUUCGAGUCGGUUAUGAGUGGACUGUGUGAAUUAAAACAGAAAGCAAUGGGAUUAAGUGUGACCAAGGAUGGACUAAGUGUGGUUGAGAAGUCGAAGGCAUCUAGCAUGACAAACUCUGUGGGUUCAAGGGCAUCUUGCAAAACAAUGAAGACCAAGCGGCCAAGCGUUUCGAAGGAAAUGGUUUCAAAAUCAUCUGGCGUGAAUCCUCUGGAACCAAGCUCCAAUGGACAUGCUGAAGUGACUUCAAAAGAAGUUAUUUUAGCUCCGGAAAGAAGACUGAAGAGAGGGUACCCAAGCACAGCACGCGCAAAAGCGCCUUACGAAGAUUCACAAAAGCGAACCCGUUUUUGUAGUGUUUGUCGAGGAAAAGGACACAAGAGUACAACAUAUCCGCAGAGGGGUGAUAUGCCAGUUAAACCACGCAAAGAACCACUUUGUAGCAAUUGCAAGGUUGCUGGCCAUAGGAAGAACAACUGCUCUAAGAAGAUGAAGCAACACACACUUUGGCAACUCAGUUGUGAACCAAAAAAUGGAACAACCUAAGGUGGUACAAGACCAUGACAAGGUUCAGUACACUUGCAUUGGGGUGAUUUUGCUUGGUGAGGGCACUUUUGAGGGCAGUGUGGAUUCGUUUUUGGCACAUUCCCAUCUUGGUUUUCAUGUUGUCUGUAUAAUCUAUUAUUCCUCCUAUUUGAACUUACCGAACAUGAUACAGGAAUGUGUUGAAUCAGACUGUUAAUGACAACAAACUAGUUGUGAUAAAGCAUGUGGACAAGACUAAAGAAAAAAAUGCCAGUCAUUUUCGGCAAAUUCAUUAAGGAAAUGCCACUUGAUGAAUGUUGGGGAGAACAUGAUCCAUCAAGAAUCUCUAGUGAAGAAAAGGAUAAUUCCAAUGUCCUGAGGAUGGAUAAUGUAAUAGAGAAAUCAAGCUUUGUUCAUUUGCAGUUAAAGAUGAAUACUCAGAAGAUGAAGAAGAGGUUGACAGCAAGAUGUGCAAGAGGCAGAGGAUAUGACUAGUGUAGCUGCAUGAUAAUAAAUGCGAGUGCUCAUAUGUGUCUUAACCACAUCAGUAUUAAUCAAACAGUCGCAUUAGCCAUGUAUUAGCUUCUCUCCCAGACUCUGAAGAUUAUCAAUGUUGUGUGUUGAUUGGCAAUGAGUUAAUAUUGAAAGUUUUAAUGUAAUCUAUUUCAUUAACCUUGC